Messenger RNA from Penicillium longicatenatum, 1392 nucleotides. Its product is annotated as purple acid phosphatase family protein. Gene Ontology annotation, molecular function: acid phosphatase activity; protein binding; metal ion binding. Lineage: Eukaryota; Fungi; Ascomycota; Eurotiomycetes; Eurotiales; Aspergillaceae. The record is from RefSeq and is a predicted model, not a curated record. Bases 1 to 1392 code for a protein of 463 amino acids. The transcript is spliced from 6 exons.
AUGAUUGUCCCAUUACUGACUCUGGCUGCUAUCGGAAAGACAGCACCAGAGCAAUUGCAUUUCAACUACGCCGGGGACCGUGCCAUGAUGAUCAGCUGGAACACAAAAGAGAAGCUGGAGUUUCCGUCGGUUUUCUACGGACGCGGUCGAUCGCUUAAUCAAAUCGCUUUCUCGCAAAUUUCUGUCACAUAUCCAACCUCAACAACGUACAGUAAUCACGUCUUGAUCGAGGGCCUAAAGCCGGACACCGAGUACAAUUUUGCUGUGCAAUGUGCCGAAGAGAAUGAUCAUCAUCGAUUCAAAACUAGUUUGCCGGCUGGAAACCCUCGUCCAUACUCUUUUGCCUUUUUUGGAGACUUGGGAACUAUGGGUCCCUUGGGUUUGACCUCCUAUGGUCAAAAGGAUGCACUCAGUCCCGGUGAAAUCACCACAAUAGAAUCCUUGAACCGCUUCAAAGGUCAAGUGGAAUUCAUGUGGCACGAUGGAGAUCUUGCUUAUGCCGACGAUUGGCUGAAGGAAGAACUCAAUGGUUUCUUGCCGAAUACUACCGUCGAGGAAGGAGCUGCGGUAUAUGAAGCCAUUUUGAAUGCUUUCUACAAUGAGAUGGCUGGAAACGUGACCAUGGAACUCCCAUACAUGGUUGGACCUGGAAAUCAUGAGGCGAAUUGUGACAAUGGAGGAAGCGGUGACUAUACAGACAGCAUUUGUGCUCAGGGCCAAACAAAUUUCACUGGCUUUCGGAACCACUUCCGCAUGCCUUCCGAGCAGUCAGGCGGUCUCGAGAACUUUUGGUACUCAUGGGACUAUGGAAUGGUGCACUACAUCCAAUUCAACACUGAGACCGAUUUUCCCGAUGCGCCCGACCUGCCCGGUGGAAGCGGAGACGAAAAUGCUGGCCCUUUCGCGCCAAAUGGCACACAGCUUGAAUGGCUGAAAAAGGAUCUUGCGUCCGUCGACCGCAAAAAGACACCCUGGAUCAUCGUCGCUGGCCACCGUCCCUGGUAUGUUGACGAGACCAAGUGUGACGCAUGCCAAGCAGCUUUUGAGCCACUCUUCAUUGAGUUUGGGGUUGACAUCGCGCUCUUUGGCCACAAACAUUUCUAUGAGCGCAUGGCACCCAUCGCUAAUGGAGUCUUGGAUCCAAAUGGCCUUGACAAUCCGUUUGCUCCGUGGUAUCUGGUCAACGGUGCUGCGGGUCACUAUGAAGGAUUGUCCUCUUUGGAAACACCACUAGAGAAUUAUACAGUCGAGGCUAUUGACACUGUUUAUGGAUGGAGUCGAUUCACUGUUCAUAACUGCACACAUAUUACGCAGGACUUCAUUGCCAGUGCCAAUGGUACAGUUCUGGACUCGGCCACGCUAUACAAGAAUCACGAUGGAUGCAAGUUUUGA